AUGGAACGUUGCCCUACACCUCUGCCCACACCAGUGCUGGAUGCCAAACAAUUGGCUCGCUUGCUGAGUGUCAUUGAGGAAGAGGUGCUGCCCAAGACUGCGCAAGGGGUGAAGGAGGGCAACAAGGUCUUUGGUGCUGCCGUGCUCCGUGAUGUGGAGGGGUACCCCACGGUCAUUGCUGAGACCAAUCACGAGAUGUUAUGCCCUUUGUACCAUGGGGAGGUCUACACCAUCAAGCAACUGAGUGAGCUUCCAGCAGAUCAACGGCCCAACCCCGAGGAGUGCCUGUUUUUGAGCACCCACGAGCCGUGUUGCAUGUGUGUUUCCGCCAUCGUUUGGGCUGGAUACAAGAAGAUUGUCUAUUUGUUUCCCUAUGAAUCCACCAGGGAUCAAGGCAUCCCCCAUGACCUGCAGAUCAUGCACGAGCUUUGGGCCGUGGAGCGGUACCAGGUUCGCAACAAGUUCUGCUCUUCUGCUGGCAUUCCAGAAUUGAUUCAACAUCUUCCUGAAGAUCACCGACCAGCGCUCACCCAGCAGGUGUCACGCAUCACGUCGAAGUACGGAGAACUCUCGCAGAAGUACCACCAGGUCACACCGCUGCGGAAAUGUCCUGCAUGGCAGUUGGAAAAUCUAUAG
Cladocopium goreaui is the source of this 636-nucleotide messenger RNA. The record is from the annotation of a GenBank genome assembly. Lineage: Eukaryota; Dinophyceae; Suessiales; Symbiodiniaceae.